ACCUUUUCUCUUCCGUAUUAUCACUGGUCUUCGCACUUUAUUCUAGAUGAACUUCACAUUAUUUAUAAUCCUCAGAGUGAUGAUUGUGUUGUGGAAAUAACUACCGCUAGCAAAUUCGAAUAUUAUCUUGCUGGAUCUAACACUAGAAUACCUCUGAUUUCCCGGCAACGUUAAACGAUGAAACCCGGUGUCUGGAGCAUUUUAGUAGAGGGUAAUACAAUCCGCACCAGUAUUAACAUUUUGUUACUCAAACGGCAUUUCAACAUCUCUAUCUGCGAUGCGAACAGUAUGUUAAUGAAACGAGAAGCUGUCGACUAUGUCAGACGUGACAGGGCAACCAAGCGACUUAAGAAUGAGGGUUUGGGAACAUAUGUCGUCAGUCAUACCGCAAGUGUGCUUCCAAUGCAAAUCGGGGCUACUACCUAUACUUGCACUAUUACUCGGAAGAUCGUCGAUAAGGCCAUUGCUACAAUAACGGAUCUUCAAGAUGGACACACAGUCGUUGUCAAAUCUCAAACUGAGGAAGAAGCAUAUCACUUACAAAGAAAGCAUGAAAUUUUCGACUCUGAAAGGGCACAUGUUUUUUUUUGUGAGCUUUUGACAAUGCCCGGAAAAUUAGUAGCUGCGAAAGUCCUCCGCAAUAAUACCUCGACUGUUUCUACAAAUGCAUUACUGUGGAAGUAAGAAAAGACAUUAUUAGAGAGGUUGAACUAUCCAAACAUUGUGAAACUUAUAGAUUAUGAUGGUCGUCUACAUGCGCUAUACCAAGAGUAUCUCCCCCUAUCACUUGGUGAUAAGAAAUAAAUUCAACCGCCGUUUGAUGCAAAUAGCACCAAGAGAAUUCUUCAGGAUAUGGCCUCCG
Molecule: messenger RNA, 862 nt
Organism: Trichoderma harzianum CBS 226.95
Lineage: Eukaryota; Fungi; Ascomycota; Sordariomycetes; Hypocreales; Hypocreaceae
Exons: 2
Coding region: 178-684 (168 amino acids)
Source: RefSeq, a predicted model, not a curated record